UUCUCCCCGGGGACUUCCUAGUUCUUGCUAGCUUCUCCCCAUCAUGCAUGACCUUUCAAAGCCUUCCCUCACCCUCCCGGCCAGGGCCCUCUUUGGGGAGCAGGAACCUAAUCUGCUGACAGCUACACCUUUUCAUAGCUGGUUCAGAUCACUCUGCUCCCUAUGACCUUUGAAUUUGCUCCGCCUCUCUUCUCUGGAGCUCUAGUGGGGGGAGGUGUCAUUUGGGUCCCUCCUGCCGCUGUCUUCCCAAGGACAUCCUUAGCUCCACCCCUUUUCUCCUCCCAAACCCUAUACCUAUUUCUCAGCUGCCCCCAGAGCAGCCAGGGCAACUAACCAACACCUGCAUCAGGGGGCCAGAGAGUGGCCCAAAGGGUAAUCUGGGAUAGGGAAGUAAGGGUGAGCAAGUCCAUGUUGAUGGCUCCUGACAUUCCAAGGCCAGCUCUCCUUCGUCAUCUGAAGGCCUUCUCCUGAGGUAUUGACCACUUUGGGCACCUCUGGAGCUGGGAAACUCAAGGAGGAAAAAAUUAAAACCACCCUACCCCCUGUGAUGAGGAAAGAACGGGAAGGGGAGGAGGGAGUGUGCUUUGAACUGGCCUUGUUUCAGGAAGGAUUGGCAGCCAGGGAAUGUCACAGGUCAGCAGCCUGGACCCCUGGCUAUAAAUAGGCCCUAUGGGCCUGCCAGUCUCCAGCCAUGUUCAGCAGAGGAUCUCAGCUUCCUAUGUGGCAGCACCUGGCACACUGUGGUUCUGCCAGCAUUAUGUUAACCCUUUCUUACUCUGUGCCAAACCAGGGAAGCAGGCUCCUCUCAGUCCCAGCCCUCGAGGAUUCACACUGCCUUAACAAGUAAAGGGCAGAGCUGCCUGCAUCAGGCUGCAGGAGUGAGGGGCACAGCCACCCCAGAUUUGGCUGGGCCCAGGUCCGGACACUGACUGAAACCAGAGCUCCUCCCCAGGAGGUCAAAGUGGGGACAGAAAGACAGCUCUUUGCCUUCAGCUGCCGCUGCGACCUUGUUAGGUAGUCCGACACCUUUGCCUACUUUUGUUCACUCCACACUUAACAAUCUGGGCCUUCCAAUCAAGCCUACUACUUGUCUACUCAAUAAAUCGUGGUUUUUCCAGAAACGAGUUGGGGGGGGGGGGCGGAGAGGGGCGCUUCAGCGCACGUGGCAGUGUGUAUGCUGUGGUGUAUCACUGCAUGUAUAGAUUUUCACUCAUGCCACAGGAAAAAAAAUGAAGAAAAAAACCCGGAAAUCCCCCCUCGAUAAUCCCAGCCACUCUGGGCCCCUGGCAGGGGUGCCCAUGCGGUCCUUUUUCCCCCAAGUGACACUCCCUUCCCAGUGCGUCUUUGGGUCUUCACCACUCCUCCUGCAAGCGGGGAGCUCACGCACUGGCCGGAAACGUCAGACAUUCGUCCCUCGUACCCACUCUGUGGCCCUAGCCAAACCUGUAGCAUUCUUGGCGGUCCAGGCCUCGCAGUGCGUACCGGUUCCUACCUGAGUUCGGCCAAAGCCGGCCACGCGGAAGAGGGCAGCUCCAGGCUCUAGGGGGAGCGCGGCCCACCUCCAGCGGGCUGACCCCUAGAGAAUCUACCAGCUCCGGGGGCGUCACCGCACCUAGGCUGGGGAUUGGCUGACUCUCUCUGAGUCGAAGAGAAAGGUUAUGUUUUCUAUCUUGACUGUGUAUCCCUAAAAGUUUCGGUUCUACAGCUGGGUCGCCAAAGACCCUCUCUCAAUGGACAAUGACUACAACCCCCAGAAUGCAACGGUCCUCUCCGAAAGGAAGACUCGUCUGAGGAUGCGUAGUAAGGGUGACUGGCCCGGAAGCACAAAGCGGGAACCAGCCGAGCUGCGGCAAACGAGAGCUGCAUCCUCGGUGGGUGGCUUUGUGUAGUGUUCCGCGCGCUGCUAUCUCUGGCGUCCGGAGCGGAGUCCUAGAGGGGUUGCUGAGUCCGGCUGCGCUAGGAAAUUGCGCAGAUUGCGGCGGCCUGACGCUGCCUGCAGAGGCCGAGCUUGGACGCCGGGGAGCUGCAACAUCCAGGGGACAACAUGCCAACUGCCAAGCAACUAGCUGACAUUGGCUACAAGACCUUCUCUACCUCCAUGAUGCUCCUCACUGUGUACGGGGGCUACCUCUGCAGUGCCCGAGUCUACCACUAUUUCCAGCGGCGCAGCUCCCGGCGCCAGGCUGCAGAAGAACAGAAGACCUCAGGAGUCCCGUAGAACCGGGGGGGCUAUUUUCCUUGAACAGAGAGGCCUGAGGCCGUGGAACGAUCUCACCUGCACUCAGUUCCAAGUCAAGAGAACUAGGGCCUUAAUGGUUUCCAAAUCCUGCUGAGAAAAAGUGCCCAUGUUUUCUCUGAUACUCCAUCUUGGGGAGGCUGUUGAAUCACAACAGGAAUGGGAGGAUAAGGCAGACAUUAAAUAUUUGCCGUGUCUGUG
Messenger RNA from Herpailurus yagouaroundi (jaguarundi), 2437 nucleotides. It is a transcript of the gene COX14, whose product is annotated as cytochrome c oxidase assembly factor COX14. NCBI's taxonomy places the organism in Eukaryota, Metazoa, Chordata, Mammalia, Carnivora, Felidae. The record is from RefSeq and is a predicted model, not a curated record. Gene Ontology annotation, biological process: mitochondrial respiratory chain complex IV assembly. The coding region runs from base 2045 to 2218 and encodes 57 amino acids. The transcript has 3 exons. Gene Ontology annotation, cellular component: mitochondrion.